CAGUAAUAUAUGUAGCUUUGUUUUACACAUUCCUGCAUAUUGACAAGGCAACACCAUCGGCUCCUUCGCCACCCUUCUUAGUCCUUCUUUCCUGCAUAGCGGUUAUCUUAUUUUUGCAAAUUGGUCACAGCCAUCUCUUGCAUCCUAGUAUAUUAGUAAUAGUGUUUCAUGCUCCCUCUUCUAGGCCCAGGCUCCGCUACACAACUUAAAUGUCAAUUUUCAGAGAAAUCGUCGGCGCAAUAUGCUGUUGUCUUCCUUCUGCAACAACAACGCGCACAUCAGGGGUCUCUCGGGACUUGAUACGGUUGUCGGACUGGCGCGCACACCCUACGCUACGUCAGUAUGACUUGGAAAAGCACAUCGCUGAUGGUGGUUUCUCGGAGAUCUGGUUGGCUCGGCAGCGGCUAAGCGGCGAGCAGCACUGUCUCAAAGUGGUCUACCUGCGCAAACCGGGACUGCGGCCCGAGGACGCGGAGGUGUUGCGCGGGGAGGCUCGCUUCCUGCGCAAUCUGGACCACCCGGGCCUUCUGCGCUGCCGGGACGUGUUCGAAACCAAAUACCACAUGGUCAUGGUGUUGGAGUACUUGUCUGGGGGCGAGAUGCUGGAUCACCUGCAUCGGGUGGAGCACUACUCGGAGGUGCAGGCGGCACGACUGUUCGCACAGGUUGCCAGCGCAGUGGCCUACCUGCACAACCUCAACAUCGUACACCGGGACAUAAAGCCCGAGAACGUGAUGUUCGCUCGCCGCGUGGAGGACUGCCUGGCAGCAGGGCGGCCGCUGCGGGUCAAACUGAUCGACCUGGGCAUGGCGGCGGUGCUGAUGCCGCCGCCUGCUGCUGAUGACGAUGAGGGUGAGGAGGAGGGAGGCGGCAAGGGAGGUGCAGCAGCAGCAGGAGAAGGAAGCAAGGACACGAGCGCCCUGCUGGGGGUGGUGGGUGGCUCUAAGCGGGAUCAGCAGCGGGCAUCCAAGCAGGAGCAAGGGGAGAAGCAAAAGCAGUGGGCCAAGCAGCAGCAACAGCAGCAGCAGCGGCGGGCGGGUUGGUCGGCUGGUCGGAGUCACGGCAUCAGCAGCAGCAGCAGCAGCAGUCGUAGCAGGGAGGCACCCCGGGGCUGCCUGGGCUCACCGGGCUUCAUAGCGCCGGAAGUGGUGAACGGAGGGGCGCAUACGUUCGCCAUGGACGUCUACUCCCUGGGUGUGCUGCUGUUCGUGAUGCUCACGGGUCGCAAGCCCUGGCCGCUGCGGGAGGUGCGCAGCCUGCAGUAUGCGCGCAGCCGCAUCGCGCAGGCGCCAGGGCUGCAGGACGCCAGCUUCCGGUCCCUGUCGGCCCCCGCGCGGGAGCUGCUGCUGGCCAUGCUGGCAGACGACCCACGGGUCCGUCCCACAUGCGCCCAGGUGAUGCGACACCCCUUCAUCGCCAAGGCGCUAGCAGCGGGGGGACCGCAGGGCGCUGGCGGAGGGUCUGCUGCUGCUGCUGCUGUUGCAGCGCUGCACGCACCCCUGGAUGACGUCAUCAAGCGCCGCAUCGCGCAGCUGGCCUCGUUACGUCGCUUCCGCGGCCUCGCCUUCGCCAUGAUGUCCAGCCAGGCGGAGGGGCAGCAGCUGGGCGACUUCAUGCAACAUGUGGCUGAGCGGCGCAAGGCGCUGCACAGAGACCUUGUGUCACGCGCCAAGACACGGAGGGCCGUCGACAAGCAGCAGCAAGAGGCGCAACAACAGCAGCAGCAGCAGCAGGCGCAGCAGCAACAACAAGUCCAGCAGCACAAGGGACAAGACCGGCAGCGGAGGCAGCAUCCGGAGCAGCUAUCGGGUGUCAUCCGGACCGCAUCGGUCAACAUGAGCGGGCAGCAGGAUCCCUCCUCGGCCUCGGGUCGCGGCAUCCGGGCCAGCACCGACUCCACCUCCUCACAGCGCCCGCUGCUCUCGCUACAGCAGCAGCAAAAACAGCUAUGCGCAACACAGCAGCAGUCGCCGACCCAUGGGUCGCCCAUCUCCGCCUCGCCCUCCCAGCGCCAUCUGAGUGAGGACUCAUGCAACUCCGAUGUGUCUUCCAACCAGCCCCUCAUCGGCAGCGAUGCCCCUCACAGCCACCAUGCUCCCCUCCACUGCAACGGCACCAGCAACAGCAUGGACAGCAUCAACAGCAGCGGCCAGGACCCCUACGCACCGCACCUUGGGAGGCCCCAUGGGGGGCCGCACCCUUUGCACUCUUUGCAUGCCCAGCACGUUCCUUCGUCUCAUCUGCCUGCACACCACCACCCUCACCACCACCACCACCACCACCAGCAAUUUCACCACCACCACCACCAGCACCAGUUUCCACAUGCGUUGUUGGAGCCAGUGGUGGAGCCGGAGGAGGCUGCGAAUGGCAGCAGUGGCGGCGGCAACGGCGGCGACGUCAGCGGCAGAGGCAGCGGUGGCGGCAGCAAGCCAGCGCUGCCGCCUCGACCACCGGCCGCCUCAGCCUCCACCUCAGCCCCCAAGUCCUCCGCACAACGCCACCCCCCAGUGCCGCCAGCUGGGAACCUGCCGCUGCAACACCCCCACGGCAGUCCCACCCGUGGUGGUGGUGGUGGUUGUGGAGGUGGUGGUGGUGGUGGUGGCUGGUCUAGCAGUCCGUACAUGUCAGGAUGGCGACGACGGCACGACCCUCAACACCCCCACCCCUGUCACCCUCACCACCCUGCCAACCACGGUACCGCUGCUCACCCCCACAACCACCAUGCGAAGCAGCACCCGCAGCACCCCAAUCGCGGCCGUAGCGGCAGCAGUGGCAACGGCGCCGGCUGUGGCAGUAAUACCACCCUAUCCGGCGGCAGUGCCGGCGGCUGCGGCGGCGGUCUAAAGCGCCGCCCGAGUUCUGAGCUAGAGCUAGCGGCUCUCGACCCGCUGGCGUUGAUCCGGGAGUUGCCCGGAGGGCCUGGGGGCGGGGUGUUGGGUCGGGCUCACAGCGCUCCUGAGAGCAGCUCGGCGGCUGCGGCGUACCUGCUGGCAGGUGGGAUGGAGGGAGAUAGCGGCGAAGGAGAAGGAGGAGGAGGAGGAGGAGAAGGAGGAAGGGGGCAGGCAGGUGUUGCGGAGGGAGGAAGAGGAGGAGGAGGAGCAGAUGCGGGGGGCCUGCUGGAUCGGAUAGCGCUGGGAGCCGACAUGCGCGCCUUCUCCGCCAACAGUUGGACCCUGGACCUGCUUGCCAACCAAGACCUCCUAGCCGCCCUCACGGGGCUGGACCUGGGCAACCGCGCAGCCUCCUCCUCAUCCAUCGGCGACACAAUCUCCCUGCACGACAGCACCGUGCAUGGACCCACGGG
Astrephomene gubernaculifera is the source of this 3304-nucleotide messenger RNA. The record is from the annotation of a GenBank genome assembly. NCBI's taxonomy places the organism in Eukaryota, Viridiplantae, Chlorophyta, Chlorophyceae, Chlamydomonadales, Astrephomenaceae.